AAGAGGCAAAGGCUGGCAAACAGUUUACAUCAUUAUUCCAGAAAGAUCCACAGCUGGCUCGUCUGCCAGGGGCCGUCGGUGUUGCUCUAUUUAAGUGCGCAGGCAGAAGAGGCAGCAGUUUUCUGAGUGCUGCUAAGGCCCAGACACAAAAUGGACAUCGCCAUCCAGCACCCCUGGUUCCGUCGCUCCUUCUGGCCAUCCUUCUUUCCUAGCCGGAUCUUUGACCAGCACUUUGGGGAGCCCAUCACUGAGACCGAUGUGAUUCCCUCACUGUAUUACCCACGACCUUCCUUUUUGCGCUGGCCAAGCUGGGUGGAAAGUGGACUCUCUGAGAUGAAAAUGGAAAAAGACCGUUUCUCACUAAAUCUGGAUGUCAAACACUUUGCACCAGAGGAGCUGUCAGUGAAAAUCAAUGGAGAUUUCAUUGAAAUUCACGCUAAACAUGAGGAUCGUCAGCAGGACGAUCACGGAUUUGUCUCACGAGAAUUUGUAAGAAAAUACCGUGUCCCUGCUGGUGUGGAUCCAACCUCUGUCACUUCUUCCCUGUCUACCGAUGGUGUUCUGACAGUGACAGCCCCACGCAAGCACUCAGACGGCCCGGAGCGCACCAUUCCCAUCACCCGUGAUGACAAGCCUGCCGUGGCUGGGCCUCAGAAGAAGUAAAGCUGCUAGACUUCCAUGUUUCAACUUUAUAUCCCUUGUCUUCCCCUGUCCCAAUGUGCUCCUGCUAAAUUACAAGGGAAUAUCUUAAUAGCCCAACAUUACUGACAGGCCAAAUGUUCAUGUUGUCUUUGCUACAGCAGCUAGAGAAAAAAAACGGCUUUUAGGUUGAAACUCCAUCAGCAUCAAAAUAACUGUAACGAAUUACCUAAAACGAUUUUCAUAGAAAUACAGUUUUACAAUAAAGCAUUGUCUGCUGCUGAUGCCACCAAACAAAGGGGCCUUUGUAUAUCUUGCAGCCUUGACUGCAAGACAAAGUAUUUGAGAGUAGGAGAAUUUGUCCUUGGUAUUUUUUAUAACAAAGACAAACAAGCAAUAAUGGUUCAUUGUAUUAAACUGAGAUGGCAAAAAAAUAUCAUUAUUAAUGGUGUGAUUCGCUGCACACUGGCAUUGUCCUAUUCAAAAGGGUGAGAAAAAUGUUUAUUCUGUUAAUCUCUGUAUACGUUAAAUUGAUUUGUUACAUCCAGAUAUCAUAAUGGCUUUUUUUGUUUGUUUGAAAAAGUAAAAUUUAUUUUUACUUUAGUGAUGGAUUCAGGACCAGAGUAUAUAAGGGGAUAUGGAUACGUUCUUGAAAAAGUGACACUAUUUAAUUGUUUUGACCUGAUUUGUGAGUGUUGAGGCAGUUUAUGAUAACUUGAUGCAUUACUUCACACUUUAAAAGGUACACUGUGUAACUUUUGGCCCUCUAGUGGUUAAAAACAAAACUUCGUGGAUUUUGCGGAAGAACAUUGUUUUGGUUGUGCUUCGCCUCUGCGUGGCUUUGCAGAUGAAUGUGACCCUUCACAAUAGAUAAUGCUUUACAAUGAACUCUAUUAGAGGGCUACAUAUGACAGUUUAUCUGUUCAAAUAAAAUACCUUACUCACCUGAGUAAAAAAACACCAUCGCCGCCCUUAGUUUGUGCCAUCUCCAGCAAAAGCCAAGCCAGUGUUGAUUCUCGUUUUAUUUGUGUUCUCUUUUUGUCAGCAGACACUCCUCUGUUCGGCAUUUUUUUAAAAAAAUGGGUGAUUCUCCGGAGGUUUAAGAUUUAGCGUGCUCAAUAUCAACCUUUCUCGUUCAUUUUAACAACUAACCUCUAUAAUACCUCACCUUACAUGCACCAAAGUAGCCAGAGCAACUUUUCUCUAUUUACGGAUAUGACGAGACACGCACAGGCGAGUGAUGUAUGUACGCAAUUUCCCGAGAAAACCAUCUUGACAGGUCUAAAACAAACACUUAUAAUAGGCUUACCAUAGUGAAUCAGGGUAAGACAAAAUCAUAUUUUGGAAGAAGGAUUGAUUGACUGUUAAAUUUUGUUAUUUUUGACAACAACAAAAAAAGUUACAAAGUGUACCUUUAAACUUUCUCCACCGUAUUUUUGGGUUCUCAUGACAAUAGCAGGAGCAGGGCUUUAAAACCCAGGGUUAAAUGGGUUUCUGAACCCCUUUGAAAUAAUAAUAAAAAAAAUCAACAUUUAAAAAUACUGUUAAACAGCAUGAAUAGCAGGUACAUAGUGACAUGUUUCCAAGAACAGGUGUUACUGCAAAAAUGAUAGGCUAUUACUAUAUGCUGGGAAUUAAAGCAAAAGUUUAUUAAUGCAAGGUUUUGAAACCAUGGUGUCUAUGAGGUCAAAUGUCUCCCCAAAUAAUAUUUGAAUGUAAUUUUGAGCUGGGUGUUUGUGCAUGUGAAUAAGUGCCAAGAAUUUAUAUUGUUUACAAUCACUGAGACUAUUUGGUUUCUUAGCAAUGGCUCACUUAUUCAACAACGGUAAAGCUGCUAAUACCAAACCGUAUCAGUCAUUUUUGAUAUGGAAAGCUAAUAUAAGCAGGCUCUGACAAAGACUUAUAUCACUCCUCACUAAAGUGAAGGCCUAAACUACUGUAUUAUCCCCACUAGGAGGUAUAAUUGAGAAGGAGCUUUUAAAAACAUGGCUUUGAACUGCUUACAUUCCUUAUUAAUCACAGCUGAUGCACUGAAUUAACUUAUUAACAUCAUGAAAUAAUGAUUAAUAAAUAUUGUGGACUUUCAAAA
This is a messenger RNA of Ctenopharyngodon idella (grass carp), 2728 nucleotides long. RefSeq names its product crystallin, alpha B, b (gene cryabb). Gene Ontology annotation, biological process: response to heat; protein refolding. The record is from RefSeq and is a predicted model, not a curated record. Lineage: Eukaryota; Metazoa; Chordata; Actinopteri; Cypriniformes; Xenocyprididae. Gene Ontology annotation, molecular function: protein folding chaperone; structural constituent of eye lens. The coding region runs from base 151 to 663 and encodes 170 amino acids. The transcript has 3 exons.